AUGCUUCUCGACGAGGAUCCGGCUACUCUGAUCAGCCACACGAUCAACAACUUCAACAUAGCGCCCGACAAAGCCGCCGUCUCGCGCGUCACCGACUCUAUAUCUACCCUGCGACAAGCGCGAGAGCUGCGAAUCAAAGAUGCGGAAGCGACGCUGAAGAAGCUCGUGCGGACGGUGGGCACGCUGCAGGCGCAGCACGAGGAGCUGGCGGCGGCGCACUCGUCGGCGGCGCACGCGUCGGAGAUCUCGCGGCUGGACACGCAGAAGUUCCGGAUCGCGAAGGCGGUGUCGGACCUGGAGAUGGAGGCGGAGCGGCUGGCGGCGACGCGGGCCGACCUGGCGGCGCGCCUGCAGGAGCUCGAGAUCCAGGGCGUCGAGGGCGGCGUCGAGGAGGAGGCGGCCCGCCGCCGCCGCGCCGCCGCCGCCCCCGACCUCCUCGACGACGAGGUCCUCCUCCGCCUCAAGGUCUACCGCAGCCUCGGCAUCGACCUCGAGCGCGGCGACGGCCCCGACGGCGAGUUUUCCCGCGCCGUCGUCCGCAACGACCGCAAGGGCGAUGUCCACGUCGUCAACCUCGACAAGAAGUUCUCCCGCUUCUUCUACGCCAACUACUUCUGGCAGACUCUCUGA
This is a messenger RNA of Durotheca rogersii, 630 nucleotides long. RefSeq names its product Spc24 subunit of Ndc80-domain-containing protein. The record is from RefSeq and is a predicted model, not a curated record. NCBI's taxonomy places the organism in Eukaryota, Fungi, Ascomycota, Sordariomycetes, Xylariales, Xylariaceae. The transcript is spliced from 3 exons. Bases 1 to 630 code for a protein of 209 amino acids.